AUGGUGAGAGUUAGAAAGCGUACAUCAAAGAGAACUUCUACUCGUAUGAGAGAAGGUAUUAAGAAAAAAGCUGCUGCUCAUAGAAGAAAGGAAAAAAAACUUGCUAAGCGUGAUAUCACUUGGAAGUCUAGGCACAAGAAGGAUCCAGGUAUUCCUGCCUCUUUUCCUUAUAAGACAAAAAUUUUAGAAGAAAUUGAAGCUAGAAAACAAAAAGAAUUAGAAGAAAAAGAGUUGAAUAAACAAAAAAAAUUAGAAGCCAGACAGAGAGCUUUGGAACAAGGCCAAGAUAUCAAUAUUAAUGAUGGCAUGGAAGAUGAUUAUGAAGAUGAUGGAAAUGGAUUGGCGGCUUUAGUGGAAUUGGCUCAACAAGCUGCAAGAGAAUAUAAUGGGGAAAAUGUAGCAGAAACAGGUCAACUACAAGAUGAUUUAGAUGUCAUUGACUAUAAUAUCAACUUCUAUGAUGGUGAAGGUAUGGAAGGUGAAUCAGAACUAGAAAAAUCAAGAAAGGCAUACGAUAAGAUUUUUAAGACUGUAGUAGAUGCCUCUGAUGUUGUUCUAUAUGUUUUGGACGCAAGAGACCCAGAAGGUACUAGAUCAAGAAAAGUGGAAGAAGCAAUUCUGCAAAGUCAAGGGAAACGUUUAAUUCUUAUCCUAAACAAGAUUGAUUUGGUACCACCAUAUGUUUUAGAACAAUGGCUAAAUGUUUUGAAAUCAAGUUUCCCAACUAUUCCAUUGAAGGCUGCACCAGGUGCCACAAAUUCGACAUCUUUUAAUAAAAAAUUAACACAAGCCGUAACAGCUAAUGCUCUUUUAGAAGCGUUGAAGACAUAUGCCAAUAAUAGUAAUUUGAAGAGAUCCAUUGUGGUUGGUGUUAUUGGGUACCCUAAUGUCGGUAAAUCAUCUGUGAUUAAUGCACUAACUUCCCGUCGCGGUGGUCAAUCUAAAGUAUGUCCUGUUGGUAAUCAAGCUGGUGUUACUACAUCAUUAAGAGAGGUUAAGAUUGACAAUAAAUUAAAGAUUCUUGAUUCUCCAGGUAUAUGUUUCCCAAGUGAACAUGGUAAAAAGAGUAAAGUUGAACAUGAAGCUGAAUUGGCAUUAUUAAAUGCCUUACCACCAAAAUAUAUCAUUGAUCCAUAUCCGUCGGUUUUAAUGCUGGUGAAACGUUUAUCAAAAUCUGAAGAAAUGACCCAAAGUUUUAAAAAUUUCUAUGAGAUACCUCCAAUUCCAGCACCAGAUGCAGACACUUUCACCAAACAUUUCUUGAUCCACGUUGCACGUAAGAGAGGGAGAUUAGGAAAAGGUGGUAUACCCAACCUUGCUAGUGCCGGUUUAUCUGUUUUAAGUGACUGGAGAGAUGGUAAAUUCUUGGGUUGGGUUUUACCAAAGGCUUCUAAGAAUACAACAGAACCCAAUAUUGAUAAUAAUAGUGGUAGUGGUAGUGGUUCUACAAUCUCUACUGGUGCCACUGUUGCCCCAGCUAAGGUAGAGCAAACUACAAUUGUCUCUGAGUGGUCUAAGGAGUUUGAUUUAGACGACCUAUUCGGUAACUUAGACAAGGUUAUAAGUGAAUCUAGUAAAGAAGAUAGGAUGGAAGAAUAG
Arxiozyma heterogenica is the source of this 1599-nucleotide messenger RNA. RefSeq names its product RNA-binding GTPase NUG1 (gene NUG1). Bases 1 to 1599 code for a protein of 532 amino acids. Gene Ontology annotation, molecular function: GTP binding. Gene Ontology annotation, cellular component: nucleolus. NCBI's taxonomy places the organism in Eukaryota, Fungi, Ascomycota, Saccharomycetes, Saccharomycetales, Saccharomycetaceae. The transcript has a single exon. The record is from RefSeq and is a predicted model, not a curated record.